AUGCGCUUCUCCUUAGCGGUUGUCGGUUACGUUCUUUCAUCCCUCAGUAUUUCUCACGCGGUGCCCUUCACCCAUCUUCCGGGGGUAAGCCAUGCCUUAGGGCGGAGGCAGAGCCAGACAUUUCCUAUUAUUGCGCCUCCGGCUACCUCUUCACCAGUGGCUGCUGCCGAGACUACUGCUAUACCUCUAGUCAGCACUCCAUUAGCAGCUGCUGAGUUAAUCGCACGUCCUCUCGGCUCUGCACCACCUGCUGUGGAGUCGGUUUCUGCACUUCCGGUGAGCUUUUCGCCAGCAGCAGCUAUACGUCUAAUCAGCACCCCACUGGCGCCUCCCGAGACAGUUGCCGCAUCUCCUCCCAGCUCUGCGCCAGCUCCUGUCAUAACGGCUGCUGAACGUGUAGCUAGCACUCCACCGGCUGCUGAACGUGUAGCUAGCACUCCACCGGCUACUGAACGUGUAGCUAGCACUCCACCGGCUACUACCUCAGAAACAGCUGCAGCAGAGAUAACAAGGACGGUGACGAUAACUGAGAGUGCUGCUCCGGCUACGGUCACAGUCACACAUUCAUUCUUUCCCAACAUUACAUCCUGUCCUCUCAACGUUUCAACCGUGACUAGUGGUCCUGCGGAGCAUUUUGUCCUCCCUAAGAGACGCAUGAAAUGGGCGGCCACGGAUGACAGCCCCGGCGGAGACUUUCUAGGCAAGAGAAGAAACGUCAAAGUUGCAAUCCCCGCACGAGCUGGAUGAGACAUAGGAGACUGUAUUGGACCACAAUGUCCAAUUUGGUCCAGUAAAUGGGGCGGAAGAAAAAAAAGAAGAGCCUUCGGCUGGAUGCAAUUUUCGUUUUCUGAACUUCACAUUGGAUGGAUGUAUACUAAAAAGACAUGCCACUGUACUUGUAUCUUGAGUUGUAUUUCUUAUAGAUUAGCUCCGGGUGUAGCAGGGAAUAUAGACCGAUAGAAUGAAUAUACAAGUUUGAUCAAGC
Messenger RNA from Monascus purpureus, 985 nucleotides. The record is from the annotation of a GenBank genome assembly. Lineage: Eukaryota; Fungi; Ascomycota; Eurotiomycetes; Eurotiales; Aspergillaceae.